AUGCUACUGAGGAAGCUGGUAGAAGCAGAGAUUGAUGGGGUGGCAGUGGCCACACAGUUGACAGCCCUGAAUGAGGCUAUGGGUGGUGUGAAAAAGGUUAGCUGCACUCUCCGAGAUCUCCUCAGGGAGUGCCAUGAACAAGAGGUACUCUCCCCAAUACAUGGACUUGCUUAGAUUGACAAGUACAGUGGUUUUGAAGGAAAAUUGAAAAUGACAAUAAGAAUUGUUUUCUAAUAUAUUGAUUGGAAGAAAACAAUGUGUGUGUUGUGGGGUGGGGUGGGUGGGUGGGGGUAGAUCAGCUUUAACAUUGCAGAUAGAUUGUAGGUUCUAUCAGUUUAAUUGUUUGCAUCAUUUCCAAUCCCUUAUUUAUUUAUUUUUCCCUUUUCUCUAUACUUUUCCUCCCAUUCUCUACCAUCCCUACCCUAAUUGAAGUAAACUAACUGACAGCAAUACCUUUACUGCUACUUACAGCUAUUUCGGUCACAUCUACGUUACAUGUAGUUAAAUAGUUAUACAUAUAUUCCUAAUUUCCUCAAGUGCUGGAUUUUCACCCACAGCAGCCAAUCCACCAUUCAUUCUGAUCUUAACUCCAACCCCCCGAUGUCCACAGAUUAACCCAUCUUUCCCAGUAUAAUGCCAUUUUGCUAUACAUCCCUCCAUUUUACUAUGAUGUCUUACUGGGGUUCCUGAACCUCCUUAUUUGUAAAAAUGUCUACCGAUAUUGCCCUCAAAAUAAAUGCUUUACCCAAGAGUAUAAUGAUAUUUCCCAUUGACUGAUCGUGGUUUUUCAGAUCCCCUAACAAUGCAGUUUGCAGGUCCAUCUGAACCCUGAUAUUAUUACAUAACAACCAUUGCUGGACAACUCCAAAAGCGAGCCACUGAUGGACUGUACCAGAAAAUAUGUUCUAUUGAUUAUGUUUCCUCAUGGCAGAGUCUGCACAAGGCUGACUGUUCAAUGCCCCAUAUAUUGAGCAUUCUUUAAAAAUGUGUUUAUUUACAGUACCAGUCAAAAGUUUGGACACACCUACUCAUUCCAGGGUUUUUCUUUAUUUUUACUAUUUUCUACAUUGUAGAAUAAUAGUGAAGACAUCAAAACUAUGAAAUAACACAUAUGGAAUCAUGUAGUAACCAAAAAAGUGUUAAACAAAUCAAAAUAUAUUUUAUAUUUGAGAUUCUUCAAAGUAGCCACCCUUUGCCUUGAUGACAGCUUUGCACACUCUUGACAUUCUCUCAACCAGCUUCAUGAGGUAGUCACCUGGAAUGCAUUUCAAUUAACAGGUGUGCCUUGUUAAGUUAAUAUGUGGAAUUUCUUUCCUUCUUAAUGCGUGUGAGCCAAUCAGUUGUGUUGUGACAAGGUAGGGGUGGUAUACAGAAGAUAGCCCUAUUUGGUAAAAGACCAAGUCCAUAUUAUGUCAAGAACAGCUCAAAUAAGCAAAGAGAAACGACAGUCCAUUAUUACUUUAAGACAUGAAGGUCAGUCAAUCCGGAAAAUUUCAAGAACUUUGAAAGUUUCUUCAAGUGCAGUCGCAAAAACCAUCAAACGCUAUGAUGAAACUGGCUCUCAUGAGGACUGCCACAGGAAAGGAAGGCCCAGAGUUACCUCUGCUGCAGAGGAUAAGUUCAUUAGAGUUACCAGCCUCAGAAAUUGCAGCCCAAAUACAUGCUUCAGAGUUCAAGUAACAGACACAUCUCAACAUCAACUGUUCAGAGGAGACUGCGUGAAUCAGGUCUUCAUGGUCGAAUUGCUGCAAAGAAACCACUACUAAAGGACACCAAUAAGAAUAAGAGACUUGCUUGGGCCAAGAAACAUGAGCAAUGGACAUUAGACCGGUGAAAAUCAGUCCUUUUUGGUUCCAACCGCCGUGUCUUUGUGAGACGCAGAGUAGGUGAACGGAUGAUCUCCGCAUGUGUGGUUCCCACCGUGAAGCAUGGAGGAGGAGGUGUGAAGGUGUGGGGGUGCUUUGCUGGUGACACUGUCGGUGAUUUAGUUAGAAUUCAAGGCACACUUAACCAGCAUGGCUACCACAGCAUUCUGCAAUGAUACGCCAUCCCAUCUGGUUUGCGCUUAGUGGGACUAUCAUUUGUUUUUCAACAGGACAAUGACCCAAAACACACCUCCAGGCUGUGUAAGGGCUAUUUGACCAAGAAGGACAGUGAUGGAGUGCUGCAUCAGAUGACCUGGCCUCCACAAUCACCCGACCUCAACCCAAUUGAGAUGGUUUGGGAUGAGUUGGACCGCAGAGUGAAGGAAAAGCAGCCAACAAGUGCUCAGCAUAUGUGGGAACUCCUUCAAGACUGUUGAAAAGCAUUCCUCAUGAAGCUGGUUGAGAGAAUGCUAAGAGUGUGCAAAGCUGUCAAGGCAAAGGGUGGCUACCUUGAAGAAUCUCAAAUAUAAAAUAUAUUUUGAUUUGUUUAACACUUUUUUGGUUACUACAUGAUUCCAUAUGUGUUAUUUCAUAGUUUUGAUGUCUUCACUAUUAUUCUACAAUGUAGAAAAUAGUAAAAAUAAAGAAAAACCCUGGAAUGAGUAGGUGUUUCCAAACUUUUGACUUGUACUGUAUUAAUUGAUAGACAGAAUCAUUGUGGACAUCAGAGCAGAGGCAAGGCCUACUGGGGAGACUGGCAGACACAGAAGCAGAAAAUAUGGUGUGUAUCCAUCACCAUGUUAAAUUUCCCUUAUAUUGCUAAAUUUUCCUUUCACUCUGUGUGGUGCAUAUCCAUGGUCAUAGAUGACAUUUAGAAUGUUGUUUCUGCUUUUCUGGCUUUCAGCAUCUUACUGCAAAACUCAACAACAAAGAGAAGGAAGCCACCCAGCUUGCAGUGCAUUUGGAUUCUGAAAAGGUACAUCAUGGUCUCUAGUUCUCUAGAUUCUCAGCCGUUUGCAUUUGAUGCAGAGAGAGAUCAUGAUAAAGUUGUUUUAUUUAGCUUACCAGGUGCUCACAGAUAGCAGCUUGUCUUUACUCAUCAUUCCAUAUCCUCCAUACAGGACAAUGUGAAGACCACUGGAGAGCUUUCUAAAGUUCUGGAGUCAACCCACAGCCUGCUUAUGGUUCAGUUACGCAGCAAAGAGACUGAAAAUGGCCGCCCGGAGUAAAGUGGGUAUCAAGGUUUACGGGCCACAGAAUUGAUAGAGUAUGUAGAGUAUACUAUUGUUUUAUCCUUGAUCUAUAUUUCAUUGCAACUCAGAUAAACACCUAAUAAUUCAAUACCACCUUAAAGUACUCGGGACAUCUGACCACAACAAUAAAUCGUCUCUCUCCAUUUCUCCCCCUUUUUAUCUCCCUUCCCUGUGUGGAACAGGAGAUGGAGCAGACCCAGGAGCAGCAGCAGGAGGAGAUACAGGCCCUGCUGGAGCAGCUGGAGGAUCUGAAGCAGCAGAGUGAAGAGGACAAAGAGAGUCUGAAGCAGGCCAACCAGACCCAGAGGCAGAGAGCAGAGCACAGUUAGGAUUCAGCCAGACAGCUCGCUGCAAAGCUGCUGGAGAAGGUCUGACACUCACAGGUCCUCAGGCUGCUCUCACGGGUUGACAUGUGGUGUUUGGAUGGCAACAAGGUGGUUGUGUGUGAUCCUGUGAAUUAUAUUAUAUGGGAGGAACACACAUGUAGAUACAUUACCAAGUGGUCCAAGUGUCACACUGCCCAAUGUAUUUGUGUGCCAUCAUUCAGGAGACUUAAGUUGGCAGAGGCCCUUUCUUCAGCUGAGAGCUGGUGUACCCGCCACUCCAAAGAGGCAGCUUGAAGUGGAAAUCACUGUUCUCAAGAAGUGAGUAAUUGUGACUACCAUGAGGUAUUCAAGACCUGUUUCAUAUGAAUGAUUCAUAAUGGUUUGUCUUUGGCAAAUGACCUUGUAAAAAGAAGUUGUCCAAAACCUUGAAAUAAGUGUAUUUUGCAUUAUGUGCUUUGCUGUCUGUCUGUGCAGCCAGGUGACUGAGAUGACUGCACAGAUCCACACUGUGGAGGAGAAAGGCCGUGCUGAGACGGAGGGGCUCCUGGACCGGCUGCACCGCCUCACCUCUGACAACUCUGUCAACAAACUAGUGAACCAGAGACUGAAGGGAAACAUCAUUUUUUCUUCACUUUCAGUCAUCAAGUGUAAUAAACUAUAGAAUAUCAAACCUUGAUAAGGACUGAAGAUGACAAAACAUUCUGUAAAUUUGAAUGUCAGGUUAGUUGUUUAGUUAUUUGUGUAUCUUCUUUUUGAGACCACCCCUGUCUGCUGCAGAGGUGAACCUGACGCAGUCCCAGUCUGAAGCCCAGCAGCUGAAGAGUUCAGUCAAGAAGCUAGAGAGCCAGGUGGAAAACUAUAAGAGCAAGGUACAGUUGAUCAGCCUAUCCGAGUGUAGGCUGUACUUCAAUCAAGGUGUUAUAAUCCAGCUAUAAUGCUGCAUGCUAUCCAGGCUGUAGCAUAGAUUUUGAAUUGAUAUGUGACAAUUGUGCUGCAGGUUCAGAGGGCCCGCUUAGAGUCAGAGGAGUACUGCUUAAAGCUGGAGAUCUCUGAGAAAGAUGCACAAGAGAUGAAGGCUGACCUGGAGAGCGAUAUUGUGCAGGUCAGGAGGCAGCUGCUGGGUGGCUGAAGGAGCUGGAGCCUCUGCCUGAGAGGCUGAAGCGUUCUGAGGAACAGCUGAGAGAGGCCCAGGAAGAGACGCACACUCAGGAGAGGAGAAACACUGAGCAACACAACACCCCCACUGAACUCAGACACAAGGUAUGAACACAUACUGUAAAUGGACAGUUUUACAGAAGAAAAUCAUAUCUGUGCUUCAAUUAAAAGUGUGUGUGUGUCUGUCUCUGUAGGUGGAACAGCAGGGCUGUCUGGUGGAAACCUUUCAAGAGAAAAAUGUGCUUCUGCUGGAGGGGAACACAAUUCUAAAGCAUAAGAUGGAAAGUAUAGAGAGGUAAGUCAUAUCAAUACCUGAAGGAGAUGUGGAAAAACUUUGGUGUCCCUAUGGGAAAUGAUCCACAAAACAUUCUGUAUGUUUCUGCUGAUCAAUGUCUUGACUGUUCCUUCCCUCUCUUAGGAAACUGGAGGAGGCAAACUUGCAGAUAGGAUCUGAAUCACCAUAAUAAGGAAUGAUACAACUAUGAUAACUUUGUCAAACUGAACUGAUAUGGAAGUCUGUGUUUCUUCCUUUGCAGAUGGAGAGAUGAUUCCGGAAUCAGUUGAGGAACCUGAAGGAGAGACUGGAACAAUCUGACUCUACAAACCGCAGCCUGCAGAAUUAUGUUCAGUUUCUCAAAGCUUCAUAUAGUAUUGUGUUUGGUGAUUCUGUGCUAUCAAGCUCUCUACACACACACUCACCAAUCUGAUUGAAUAUUCUUAGCAUUAUAUUGUAUGAGUUGUACCAAGGAUCUCUUUUUUAUAUUCAGUUGAAAUUUACUGUACUGUUUUACAAAACAAUAACAAAAGCUUAAAAUGAAAAUGGACAGUCUGGUGUGUUUCACGCAUUCACAAACUCAGAAAAUGAAGGAAAAAGUCAAGAUAGUUGUCAAGCUUCUACCCGCAGUAUUUAGAUUAACAUUGUUCACAAUACGUUAUGAAUUGACCCAUUAUGAGGGCAAAGUAGCUUUGAGGAUAAACAGCCUUGACUCGGAACCAUAGAUGUAUCAGAGCCGGAAAUUGACCACGUCGGAGUUUGACUUUCAGUGGCACUUAUGCCGCAAGCAGCAGCUAGCUAAAGUUAGCCUAAUAAUCACCCGUCUCUCAAAAGUGUUUGUUGUGUGUUUAUUUACACGCCAAAAUGCCUGUUGAAAGUUUACGAUGGGAUACAUUAGAGGCCUUAAAAAACUCAACAAAGGGAAGACUGAAAUACAACCCAGACUGGCUCGAAAAGGGGGAGGUAAUGAACGUCACCGCUAGCAUGCUAGCUUACGACUUCAAAUAUAUAGCUCAAUGGUUCAAAGUUGUAUCGCAUGUUGUGUAUUCGCUAACUGACAAAAACAAAGUUACAACACGACCAACAUAAUUAUUAUCCUGCUAGCUAGCUGGCUCAUGGUAUGUCUACGAUUUCAGUAUCCUAGGCAACAUUGGACACACAUUUUAAAUAAGCAUUUCAUUUUAUUAGUUAUGUGAUGUAGCCUAACGUUACCGGUAUGAUCCUUUCUCAUGUCCCCUGCAGGAUAUUUUGUCAGGUUGUAAUGAAGCUCCUAGCUUGUCCCCACUCUCUGGGCUCAUCCUGAAGAGGCUUAACAUGAGCCCUCGAACCCUUCAGAAGACCUGCUCUUUGGGCUCUGCUUCCCGUGACCCAAGCCCAGGCCUGUCCGAGGAGGCCCCAGUCUCCACAAGCUCCUCAACCAGCCCCUUCCCUUCAGCCAAUGCUCAGCCCACUCCCCUCUCUUCUCCACUACUGGUCCCCAGGUCGAAGAAAGACGAGGAGCAGGCAAGUCUCUCUCCCACUCCGUUUAUCCCAUAUUAUAACUCCCUCUGCACACUGUAUUUUUGUACAUUUUUAUGAACCUAUCACAUUUGUCUUCAUAUCGAUCCGCAGCAGAUUGUUGGUGAUGAGGACAGUGCCACAGAUGCCAGCAAUGAUGUCAGUCCAGUCUCCAACCCCAUUCUUCCCCCCACCAUCUCCUUGCUGUCUCCCAGGGCAACUCAAAUGGCAGGAUGUAUACGCAUUUGUGAGGAGAAACAUCGUGCCAAGGCCAAGGUUGCAAAGGCUUCUUUUCAUUUUUUUUCUUAGUUAUCUUGUUCAUGCAUCAACAUGUCACUGUUACAUUUUGACUCCAACACUGUUGACUAUAUAUGUGAGAACCAUGGCAUUAUGUUAAGCUAGCAUUUCAUACCUAAUCUAGACCCUUGAAUGUCCUGGUGCAGAUGGAGCUGAGUCUAAGGCAGGAGCUGCAGGAGAAGCUGGUGGCCUCAGUGGCGAGCCGGGAGUCAGAGCAGCUCAAACGCUUUGAGGAGUUCAUGGAGCUGAAGCAGAGACAGGAGUACCAGAGUAUGAGGGACAUGAUGGACAGAGAGUACGCCGUGCUUGUUUUAUCUCUAAAGCAUAAUCGUCUCCUUUUCACCCACCAAUAUGCUGCUGUCCCUGUGACAGGAUUGAAAAUGUGUUACAUGUCAAGAAUCUUAAUUUACUGCUUGUCUUUCUCUUGUUUAAAAGAACACAAGAAAGCAUUGGGCGCCAAGAAAAGUUGAAAGAAGAGCACAAAAACAGAAUAAAGGUAUUGAAAGUUUAACCACUGGAACUUCAGAAAGCAAAAUGCAAAACAGUCGUUUUCAGAUACAGGUUGAAAAAUCUCCUCCACCCCUCACAGAUCCUGAACCUGCGCCUGAGGGAGGCGGAGCAACAGCGCUUGCGGGAGGCAGAAUUUGAGAGGCAGAGACAGGUGGAGGGUAGGGAGAGACUGCGUGCUCUCAACGCCAUCCAGGAAGAGAUACUUCAACUCAAUCAGCUCCUGGAGCCGGCCACACCCACCCAGUCAGGCCCCUCCCCUGAUCUCACUUCCUAUAGCACCCGCGCCAACCAGCUAUGCUCCCAGGUGUCAGAGGUGGUGCGCACGACAGCAGAGGUCAGUGUGAUUCUCUUUAUCCUUCAUCUAUGGUUGCAUGUGUCUUUCGUAGUAGACCCAUGCUAUGGGGGAGCAGGGAAUAACAUCUAUUUUGUUGUUAUCCUGUUUAUGUCCUUGCUCUGGUCAAUAUGGGUAAGUGGUUAUGUUUGUUUGUGUUUGCGUAGGGGGAGUUCCCCAGUGUGGAAGACAUGACGGUGGCAGAGCGGGCACUGCAUGAGAUGAGGUCACUGAUCCGGGUGAUGCAGGAGGCGGCUGCCCAGGCCCAGGAGAAGAGGAAGAAGGCGCAGGAGGAGGAAGAGGAGCGCAGGAAGUUGGCAGUGCUGCAGGCCCAGCAGGAAGAGCAGAAGAAGAGUGCAGCUCUGUCAGCCAAAGAGAAGGCACGGAAAAAGGGUAAUGAGAGGGAGGAUAAAUGGAUGGAUAAAAGGAAUGUGUUUGUUUGGAUUCAUAUGGUAUGUACGAAUGAGGAAGCACUCUGUUCUUUCCAAAGGCCUGCAGACUAAAGCUGAGCAGAGCACUCUGAAGUGGUACCAGGAGCUGCAGGAUUCCGCUAACCAGUGUGCACAGUCUUUUGAAGGCUUGAACAACACUAAGGAUAUCCAGGUUGGUUGAAACUGCAUGGGUGAGAAAUAAACUGUGCCAUUAUAGGAAACUGCAGUUCCCACAUUAUGAUACACCUUCACAUUAAAAGCUCAAUUACAAAUGAAUGGCAACAUUACUAUUACCUUUUUUUAUUUGUUUUUCAGACAAAGAAACUAAGAAUGGAGCUCCAGAAGGCAGCCACCAUCCCUGUCAGCCAGAUCUCCAGUAUCUCAGGUGCGUCUGGGUUAUGGAGAGGGCUCCGAGGCUUAUAAUGACACUCAUUCUAUCUAUGGUAAAGUGAAAGAAGGUGAACAUUGCUAUAAUAAUUGUGCGAUUGAAAUUGUCUGGGCCAUGUUUGUCAAAUACCCAGGUUCCAAGCUCAGGGAAAUAUUUGACAAGAUUGACAAGCUUUUGUCUGGGAGAUCAGUGGUAUCCGGAGGGAAGUCUGUCUCCACCUCCCAGCAUCCCAACGGCCUGGACUUUGUCAGCUACAAACUGGCCGAGAAGUUUGUGGUGAGUUCACAUGACCUUGGCUUGAACUGCUGGAGACACAGGACUAUUGGUCUUUGUCUCUUUACAAUUCUAUAUGUCUUCCAUACAGUGCCUAAUGUUUAAUGCUAUGUUUUAUACUUCCAUAGUCAUACGAAUAAAAUAGUGUAGUGUCUUGUUUUCAUAGAGCUCUAGAAAAUGCUUCCUUGUCAAUGUGUUUCUCUAGAAACAAGGAGAGGAAGAGGUGGCAUCCCACCACGAGGCAGCCUUCCCCAUCGCUGUGGUGGCCUCCGGGGUGUGGGAGCUUCACCCCAAAGUCGGAGACCUCAUCCUCGCCCACCUUCACAAGAAGUGCCCCUACGCAGUGCCCCACUACCCACCUAUGAAGGAUGGCACAUCUGUAGAGGAAUAUCAGAAGUCAGUGAGGCAUCACACUGUUUUGCAAUGCAUCUGGAACUAACUGUAAUGAAACAGAAAUUUAAGUAAUUCCAUGACUUUGGGUUAAAAAGACCUAUGCUGCAUUUCAAGUGUGUUGCUUCCACAAUCUAAGCAAAUGAGGUCAGUUGCUCUGGCUGAUGUGUUGUUCUGUGUCCCACCAGAAUCUUAGGCUACCGUGUGGAAGAUGGAGGGGUGGAGGCUCAGGACAGCUUUUUGAAGAGGAUGUCAGGAAUGAUCCGCCUCUAUGCUGCUAUUAUACAGCUCAGAUGGCCUUAUGUCUCCAAGCAGGGGGUAUAGACAAUCUUACAUUGUUUACAUAACGAAUGCUAAUAUCACUAUGUCAAAACACUUCACUGCCCCCCCCCUUGUAUAAUGUUAGUAGGCUGACCUUAUUAUUAUCAUUAUUUGUGUCCACCCCUCCAGCCUGACCCACAUGGGCUGAACAACGGCUGGCGCUGGCUGGCUCAGAUGCUGAACAUGGAGCCCCUGGCAGACGUCACGGCAACACUCCUUUUUGACUUCCUAGAGGUGAUGAGUCAUGACUCUGACACCUGUCUCCAAAGACGGUCUCAAGACUAGACAUUUUAUGCAGGUCACUGAUGUCCCCUGUUCUCGGUCUUCCCUUAGGUCUGUGGCAACGCCCUGAUGAAGCAGUAUCAGGUUCAGUUUUGGAAGCUCAUUCUGCUCAUCCAAGAGGAUUACUUGCCAAGGUACAAUCACCACUCUCAGCAGUUCAGUUUUACAUCAAAACUAAAUAGUCUGGUCUAACCUUGUGGUACACUUUACCUUGGACACUCUUUCAAUGCACAGACCUCAUGUUGUCAUUUCUCCUCUCUCAGGAUUGAAGCUGUCACCAGCCAAGGCCAGGCGGGCUCAGUCACAAGGCUCAAGCAGUUCCUGGAGGUGAGUGUGCUGCAAGGCCAAGCUGCACAGCCCAGUAUAGCACAGUAUUGUAUGCACCAUUUCUGAACUGACACUGAUGCACUGUCUUUAAAACCUACUUAACUCUUAAAAUUGGUCAAAGUGAUCCUGUGUUUUCUUUUUGUCUCCCUAUCAAGAGUUCAUUAAGAAGCAGACAGAUCCCUCCCCCCAAAGGCCAGCUGAUCUCCCACUUCUGGAGAUCCUGAGUGGGGCACGGAAGGAUGGGAAAGAAGGUUCGUUGGACAUUAAAAAUGAUGCCUCAGUUGUAUUCAAGGCUGCAUCACCCCAGUCUACAACUCAUAGAAUGCACUAGGUAGAGAAGCUCUGUGUAGAUGUGGAAGUUAUGUUUAUGUUUGCAAUGAUGCGCUAUAUCCUGAUCAAUUUGCUUAAUAGUAUGUAGACUUAGUAUAGUUUGCUAAAACCAAAUUAUAACUGGCCUGUACCGUGACUGCAACAUUAACUAUUUUAUCCAAUCUUCGUGCUAAUCCUACUGCAUAGUCAUAUCCAUUGUUCUUUUUCCCCCUUACCCUUGUUGAGAACAUUAUACUAUUAAGGUAGUUAUGUGGCUUCUUGCUGUACAGUUGUUGUUGUUUUUUCUCAUUCACUGCAAUGUGAUUAUUUUGGUUCACCAAAUUCAUAUGGCAUUACUUGUAGAUUUUAACCUAUGAGGGAUUACUUUCUGUUCUCUCUUUGUAUUUAUUUUUUGCUGAUUGCUUUUAGAUCUGAUUACUCAAUCAUGACAUCCACUUUUCAAGCCAUAUUGUCAGUGUUGUCAUAGAUAAUGGAAUGUAAUCCACCAACAUGUUUAUAUUUUGUACAUUGACAUGUAAUUAGCUAUUUCUGUUUUUAUAGUGUGAGGAUUUAAGGUUUCCAUUUACCACUCAGUUGGUGCUGAGCUGCAGUUAAGGUUGUACCAAACCGGUAUAAGGCUGCGUUCACACAGGCAGCCCA
Molecule: messenger RNA, 10889 nt
Organism: Coregonus sp. 'balchen'
Lineage: Eukaryota; Metazoa; Chordata; Actinopteri; Salmoniformes; Salmonidae
Source: the annotation of a GenBank genome assembly